CAAAAUGGAAAACAAUCUAUUGCUUUGUAUUUUAUUAUUGAUUUCCACCUUUGCAUCAUCAGACGUUUUGGUAACACAUAUCAGAAACAUCGAGAAGCGAAAUGCUGAGAAUGACUUGUUAUGUUAAAGGCAAGAGACCUGAUGUCUGAAGCUGAUUCUACUUGGCACCUGGAUCCCCUUCAGCAAUGUUUAAAUACUUGGAUUGUUUGGGGACCUUCUUAAUCAAUCAGCCAGAGAUCAGUCCCACCAUAAAAAUUCCAUAGUUCUUUCCAGCACUGGCUCUGCUGCAAGAAGCAGCCCUUGUUUAAGGAGUUGCCUAAUGAAUCACAUCUGCUGUUACCUGUGCUUUCACAUACUCUCCAGCAACCUUAUACCUGAGCAUUCAGAGAAAAUCAGUGUUGCCCUGCCCAUUUCCUUGUUUAAAAAAGAAUGAGCUCCAGUUGUGAGGAAGUUCAGAAUAACAUAAAGUUUGGAGCCAUCUGGAAUUGUUUUGGUCUAUUUUUAAACAAGGUUGUCAAUGGGAUAGAAAUCUAUAACAUGAAGAUCGAUAGUAAAGUAACUUCCCGGUUUGCCCACAAUGUCAUCACCAGUCGAGCUGUCAAUCGUGGGAAUGUGUCCAAAGAAGUCUUCUUUGAUGUUGAGCUCCCUAAGACAGCCUUCAUUACCAACUUCAGCAUGACAAUUGAUGGUGUCACUUAUCCUGGAACUAUAAAGGAAAAAGAAGCUGCAAAAAAGCAAUAUGAGAAGGCUGUUUCAAGAGGACAGACUGCUGGUCUUGUCAAAGCUUCAGGAAGAAAAACAGAAAAAUUCACUGUCUCAGUCAACGUUAAAGCAGCCAGUAAAGUCACUUUUGAACUCACGUACGAGGAACUGCUGAAGCGACGCUUUGGAAAAUACGAGAUGUUCAUCAAAGUGAAACCAAAGCAGCUUGUCAAAGAUUUUGAGAUUGCAGUAAAUAUUUUUGAGCCCCAGGGUAUCACUGAGCUGGAAGCAGAAGGAACAUUCAUCACCAAUGAGCUACAAAAUACCAUUAAAAAAACUUUUUCAGAGAAAAAGGGGCACAUCUCUUUCAGGCCAACUCUUGAUCAGCAGCGAACCUGUGCAAGUUGCUCAGAGUCUGCCUUGGAUGGGGAUUUUACUGUAAGAUAUGAUGUGAAGAGAACAACUCCAGAUAAUUUGCAGAUUGUCAAUGGCUACUUCGUACACUUCUUUGCACCAACAAAUCUUCCAAAUUUGCCCAAGAAUAUUAUUUUUGUAAUGGAUACUAGUGGCUCAAUGUAUGGAAGACCAAUGGAACAGACAAGAGAAGCACUUCUAAAAAUCUUAGAUGACAUUAAAGAAGAUGACUUCUUCAAUUUCAUAUUGUUCAGUUCUGGUGUGUCCACCUGGAAAGAAACAUUAAUCAAGGCCACUCCUGAGAAUUUGGAUGAAGCAAGGAAGUUUGUUCGGAACAUUGAUGCUUCAGGCAUGACAAAUUUACAUGGUGGUUUGAUGAGGGGAAUUGAUAUUCUGAAUGCUGCUCAUGAAGGGAACCUUGUGCCCAAGAGAAGUGCCUCUAUAAUUAUCAUGUUAACAGAUGGCCAGCCAAACCAAGGUGUAUCAGAUAUUCACACCAUUGAGACAGAUGUAAAAAAUGCUAUUAAAGGAAGAUACCCCUUAUACAACCUUGGGUUUGGCUCUGGUGUAGACUAUGGCUUCUUGGAGAGGAUGGCACUGGAGAACAAAGGAUUGGCCCGUCGGAUUUAUCCUGACUCUGAUGCAGCUUUACAGCUUCAAGGGUUUUAUGAUGAGGUGUCAAAUCCCAUGCUCACAGAUGUGGAGUUAAACUACCCAGAAAAUGAAAUACAAGAUCUAACUACGAACAGUUUUAAGCAUUUCUAUGAUGGGUCUGAGAUUGUGGUGGCUGGACGUUUUGUAGACAGCAACCAAAACCAAUUGACUGUAGAUGUGAGAGGUGAAGGUGCUAAAGAUGCCCUGUCAUACACUACACAACAAGAUGCUGAGCAAACAGCUCAGGCUUUCCAAGAACAAGAAUACAUAUUUGGAGAGUACAUUGAAAGGCUCUGGGCUUAUCUUACCAUUGAACAACUCCUGGAAAGACGUAUUGCAGCUACAGGAGAAGAAAAGGAAAACCUUACAGCUGAAGCCCUGGCUCUCUCCCUGAAGUACAAGUUUGUAACACCACUGACAUCCAUGGUGGUAACAAAACCAGAAGAAGAUGACAGUGAAGAUGUGAUUGCUGAUAAACCCACUGAAGCUGAAGCACUGAGUUCCGUAUCUUCUAUGCUUGGUUCACAAAUGUAUCGAGGAUCACAACCCACAUGGUACACCAGUGUUGAUGGGGACCCACACUUCGUGAUAUGGGUGCCACAAAAAAGAGAUGCCAUCUGUUUCAAUAUCAAUGAAAACCCGGGUACUGUCUUAAAUUUGAUAAAUGAUCCAGUUACAGGCAUCACAGUCAAUGGAGAACUCAUUGGUGAUAAGAGAACAAAUAACGAUGCAAAGAUCCAAAAUUCGUAUUUUGGAAAACUUGGCAUUGCAAAUAAGCACCUGGGUUUAAAACUGACAGUAACUCCUGAGAGGAUCACAGUUCAGAAUGGCAAUGAAAAAAUGGGUUUCACCUGGCUUGACUCAGUCACCUUGCAACAAGCAGGUUUAACUUUAAUAAUUAAUAGAAAAAAAAAUCUGGUGCUCUCAAUGGGCAGUGGUGCCUCAUUUGUUGUUGUUUUGCACCAAGUAUGGAAGAAGCAUCCUCUCCACCAAGAUUUCCUAGGACUGUAUACAUUGGAAGAGGAUAAACUGUCUGAACAGACCCAUGGAUUAUUAGGACAAUUUUUCCACCCCAUUGACUUCACCAUACUUGAAAUUCAUCCUGGGUCUGAUCCCAAGAAACCAGAUGCCACAAUGGUUGUUAAAAACAAUGAACUGAUAGUAACGAGGGGCUGGCAGAAGGAUUACAGAAGAGAUCCCAGCCAUGGUGUUGACAUUCCUUGCUGGUUUGUCCAUGACAACGGAGCUGGGCUCAUAGACGGCGUUCACACAGAUUAUAUUGUUUCCAGUCUGUUUUAAGCAACUACAACUUCCUCCAAAUUCGUGGGUAGACGGAUGAUUUGUCUGAAAGAACAGUAUUUUUUAAUGUUUAAGAACUAUUAAAAAUCUGUAAGCAUACCAUGUUUGGCAAAGGACAAGGUAUGCUGGAUUCUCAUACAGUUUUACUGUGAAUUUGGUGGAAUCUGAAGUGCAGGGCAGCUGUUCCCCUUGUGUGCACAGAUACCCCUCCUCCUCUGGAACGUCCUCUUUAUUAGGUUCAAAAUUCUGACUUUGAACGUUACUUUGUAAAACAAAACAGAAACCUUCUAUCCAAUAUUAAAUCAAUGACGGAGUGACUUAAAUAAAGCCUCAGCACUCAGU
Manacus vitellinus (golden-collared manakin) is the source of this 3411-nucleotide messenger RNA. Its product is annotated as inter-alpha-trypsin inhibitor heavy chain H3-like. The coding region runs from base 430 to 3069 and encodes 879 amino acids. The transcript is spliced from 23 exons. Gene Ontology annotation, biological process: hyaluronan metabolic process. Gene Ontology annotation, molecular function: serine-type endopeptidase inhibitor activity. Lineage: Eukaryota; Metazoa; Chordata; Aves; Passeriformes; Pipridae. The record is from RefSeq and is a predicted model, not a curated record.